This is a messenger RNA of Haliotis rubra (blacklip abalone), 1047 nucleotides long. RefSeq lists its product as uncharacterized. The coding region runs from base 10 to 483 and encodes 157 amino acids. Lineage: Eukaryota; Metazoa; Mollusca; Gastropoda; Lepetellida; Haliotidae. The record is from RefSeq and is a predicted model, not a curated record. The transcript has 3 exons.
ACGCGCCUGAUGCACGUCGGGAUAGGUAAAGGUACUGUUUCCCCUCUCUUCAGACUGCCAUGUUGCUUCCUGCUCGACACUGACGUUGGGAUGCAGAUGUACAAGGACAGAAAGUACGAAACUGUAAAUUACGACCCCAAGAUCAAAACGUACGACGGCAAAGUAAAGAAGUACGAGGUGAAGAAUUAUGAUACUAUCAAGCGCUAUAAUACUGUACGGAAGUACGACAAGAUACGUAACUACGACAAGAUAAAACCUUACACGGGAUAUAAGGAAUACGUACCGCCCUGGUCACGUGACCACGAACCGUACGAAAGGAAACCAGCCAAGGAACCUGAACCCAAACAGAAGAAACCCGCCAAGACCACAAAGGAGACACCACCAGUGAAGAAAGAACCGAAGAUGGCCAUGGAUUCCCGGGCGUCCCUGGGUUCAAUACAGCGGUCUCUGCACCUGUUUCGAGAUAGAUUUGAUACAGAUUAACAUGCGUUCCAGUGGAUGGGAAUGCGCAGCUGAGAUAGCCAGUGGCAUAAACAAGGAGUAGUCCUAUCUAUGUGGUGCGAGAUAUCAAGCAUUCCUUCUGCAGCUGCCCUGUGUCCCAGUACGGGGAGAACACCGCUGUCAUGCGACCUUCAACAGACUACUUGAAGAAAUAAAUGUCACUAGGUUGUUUUAAAUGCUCAUUCGGCACACAUAAAAAGUGAUGUGGCCAUUCUUUGCGCGAUUCGCACUGAACGUGUUCUUCAGACACGUCGGGGCGGUGGGGUAGCUAGUGUUUAAAGCGUUCGCUCGUUACGCCGAUGCCCCUGGUUCGAUUCCCCAUAUGGGUACAAUGUGUGAAGCCCAUUUCUGGUGUCCCCGUCUUGAUAUUGCUGGAAUAUUGCUAAAAGCGGCGUAAAGCUAAACUCACUCAUUCACUUUGAUGUCGCUCACGUUGAGUAUAUCUGCUGGUGAUUUAUAUGGAAUCAUAUACGUUUACGUUUAGCAAUUUAUACACAUAUGCUUAGUACUCUUUUAAUAACAUUAAAUAAUUGGAUCGACAAAUUG